GUAUCUUGCGCAAGACCUUGACCCCUAACUCCAAGGUCAAGGUCACACUUAGAAGGCACAAAUGUUCCUUAUAUUGCGAUGAUGUAUCUUGCGCAAGACCUUGACCCCUAACUCCAAGGUCAAGGUCACACUUAGAAGGCACAAAUGUUCCUUAUAUUGCGAUGAUGUAUCUUGCGCAAGACCUUGACCCUUAACUCCAAGGUCAAGGUCACACUUAGAAGGCAAUGGUGUUCCUUGUCUGAUCCCUAACUCUGCCAUUUAUCAAGGGAGUUGAAAAUGAUUUGACGCAAAUGCUUACAAAUUGAGUAGGUGUGUCAUGCUUAUGACCCGGGUCUCUGGGUUCAAGGUCAAGGUCACAAGAUGAUGUGUAUUUUUUUGCACAGACAACUUAUUAUUCUUAGGCAUGGUUUGAAAAUAUUUGUCACCAAUAGAGACAGCUCUUGUUUUUCAUGCAUUUGGAAUUACAUGACUGUUGAUGACUUACUAUUCAGAAUAGGCCUAUAUUUGUGACCAGAAUCCAAACUAAUAUUACCAAGGAAUAACAGAAAAAAGCUUGAGGUUAUAGACUUUUGGUGCUUUUUCAUACUAUAAAUACUACUAAAGUCAGUUGCUAUUGUUUUUGUGUCAGAUUUUUAAUAAAAUGUCAUUUUUUGUUAUCAGGUCGUUUUUCAGACUAAAAGCUUUAAAAAUGGCUUUAUGAGCCGUAAAAACGCCCAUAUUUGCAUGAACAUAUUUUUUCUUAAUUUUGUGGUAAAUUAUUUUUUUUACUUCCAUGUUGUUCUGGGGUAUAUACUGUUAUGAAAAAAUGUCAUUUCAAGUGGAAAAGUCUGAUUUAUAAAAAUGUCUUUGCAUUGCUAACUUUAAAAACCUGAAAUGAGAGCGCUCAGACAAUGUGAAGUUUGUCGCAUAGAUGGGGAUUGACCGCCUUUGUACAUAUAUGUCUACAGCUUCUCAGAUUUCACCGAAGACAAUUGUUCUGUGUUGUGAAUGGAUGUUGUUCGGCCGCAAGCCUUCCAGUCACACAGAAGAUCCUGGUUCGAUCACACAAAGGGUCGAUCACUUCCAUUGAUAUACAACAUGGAAAUGAGCUCGUGUAAGAAGGAGAGAGAUAAUAAUGAAACAGAAUGGGUAUUUGCUAAUGCAUGGCGGACUCUGUAUGGUCAAACACCAUUGAAAGACAGUAAACCAGACUGUACACGAGAUGCAACCUCCAAUUGCAAUGGUAUAAAUGCAAUUCUCAUGAAACUUGAUUCCCUUGCAUAUGAAGUGAAACUAGUAAAUAAGAGCCUUACUGAACGCAUUGAUUUGCUUGAAACUGAACUGGAGCUUAAAUUGAUGGGGGGAAAAAAUCUGAAAAAAUGGCUCGAAACUGAUGACACAGACAACAGGUCCUUGAACUUAGGCUUUAGAAAAGUGCCAGAAACUGUAAAUGAAAAUAUUGUGGAAAAAAUUAUUAUAAUAAAUGAUCACAUGAAAGUUGAGGAUGUUAAAGUAUCGUCUGCAAAGAGAAUUCCAAAUAGAAAUGAAGAAUCCGUAGUUCCAGGUAUUGUAAUAGCCACUUUUGCUGACAAAAAUGAACGGUCUAAAAUUCUUAAAGCAAAGAAAAACUUAAAAGAUAUAAUAUACAACAAUGUUUUUGUGCAUGUAGAGUCAAAGGAGGAAAGGAUUACUGCAAACAACUUGAGAUGCAGUUAACAAGGGAGAACACUUAGCAGUCAGAGGAAACCGUGUCUUUAAAGCUCAACAGAAUAAUGGCAGAAAUAGUAAUUCUAGGAAUAGUGGUACCCAUAAUAAUGGUACAAAUGGUGCAAACGAAAAUAAUGGUUUUCGUAAUUCAGGUUGUACAAAUAGUGGUACCCACCAUAUUGGUACAAAUGGUGCAAACGAAAAUAAUGGUUUUCGUAAUUCAGGUUGUACAAAAAGUGGUACCCACAAUAUUGGUACAAAUCAUGGUAAUGAUGAUCAACCUGUUCAUAAUAAUAACAAUCGUGGUUUCAGAAAUAACAUAAAUUUCCGUAAUGGUCAAGGUCAGAGAGGAAGAGGUCAGGGUCAACGUGGAAAUGCGUGGAGUGGUUGUGGCGGUGGAAACAGACAUAGCUAGGUUUUCAUUGGGUUUUGGAAUGUCAACGGUUUUAGUACAAAAACAGACGGUGACCAUUUUCUUUGAGAUAUGAUUGUAUAAAACAUCUAGAUUUUGACAUUUUAGGCAUAGCUGAGACACAUUUGGUAGAUAAUAAUGUAUUAAAUUUACCAGGAUAUGUCUGGUUUGGAAAUACUAGGAAACCAAUUCAUGUAAGAAGAUUUUAGUGAUAGGUAUUUUAUAAAUGUCUUUGAUGAAAGUUAUGAUGGUAUAUUAUGGCUAGAAUUUGUUGAUAAAUGUACUGGUUUUUCCUUUUAUGCAUGUUGCAACCUACCACCAGUUAAUUUCACUAGAAAUGUUGAUGUUUGCGAGUUUUAUGAUACAUUACUUAGUAAUAUGUAUUCUUAUCAAAGUUUAGGUCCUCUGUAUAUUUCUGGGGAUUUUAACAGUAGAAUUGGUGACAAUCUUGAUUAUAUUGCUGGUGUUGAUGAUUUACCAGAGAGAAAUAUUUUUGAUUUUAAUACAAAUACAUUUGGUGACAAAUUGAUAGAUUUUUAAUUGACAGCAAUAUGUGUGUCCUUAAUGUUAGACAGUGUCUGAAAAUUAUUACAUUUCAGUAUCUGUUAAGGGAUGUUCUGUGGUAGACUAUUGUAUAGUCUAUCAUGAUAAUUUAUAUCUAUUCAAAGACUUUAAAGUAACAACACUGUCUUUGAACUAAAAUGCAAUGUGAAAGCACAACCACAAAAAUUGCAAGAUACCUGGCAGGCAUGAUACUUGUCAAUACAACAUAAACCAGUAUCAACAUUUGAGUA
Molecule: messenger RNA, 2892 nt
Organism: Mercenaria mercenaria
Lineage: Eukaryota; Metazoa; Mollusca; Bivalvia; Venerida; Veneridae
Exons: 3
Coding region: 988-1695 (235 amino acids)
Source: RefSeq, a predicted model, not a curated record